GAAAAUCCAUUAGUCUGAAAAAUUUGUACCGGAAAAGGCGGAAAUACUGAAGUUGUUCCUAGUCAAUGGAUGAGUGAGUGUUCGUGUCAUGUUGUUUAUCCGCACUCUACACUAGAGAAGACGCGAGGAGCAAGAUGUGUUGCGGUUUCACUGUAACAGGAGAAUACCUGAGAAACAGGUUGUGACCUAGCAACAGUGAGGUGCAGCUAAUCGAGCAGCUGACGGGCAGCAUGACCUGGCGUAAAUUUCUGAAGAUGAAGCUGUUUUGACACAGAAGUUCCUGCGGCAUCUCCAGAGAGACGUGGAGGAAACCGUUGUGCAAGGUAAAAAACAAGAUUUCUAUCUAACACUGUACACUGCAACUUGCAAAUGGACGGAAGAGCACCUGCGCACCCCAGCCUCAAUUCCUCCUACAUCCCCGUUGCCCUUGACAACUCUCUUUCAUCAGAGGAUGAGGAGAGUGAGGAUCAGUCUCCUUCAUCAGCGUCCCUGGCCGUACGCUACACCCCCGAUGACCGCUACUCUUUGGUCUACAUCAUCUUCUUUCUCAUGGGCAUCGGCUCUCUGCUGCCUUGGAACUUUUUCGUCACGGCCAAAAGCUACUGGCUUUACAAAAUGAGCAACAGCACAGAGGAGCAGCGGUCUGGCCUCAGCGACUACUUCGAAAGUUACCUGACAUUUGCUUCUACGGUGCCUUCAGUGCUGUGCUUGAUUCUUAACUACUUUCUCGUGAACAGGCUGUCUCCAAAUGUGCGCAUCCUGUCGUCUCUCUUUGUCAUACUGCUGGUGUUUGUCGGGACCACCAUACUGGUCAAGGUGGAUGUGUCCGGCUGCAGGGAGGAAUUCUUUGCGGGCACACUGGCCAGCGUGGCUGUCGUCAGCGGUGCCUCUAACGUCUUCUGUGGCAGUGUGUUUGGCAUCAGUGGGCACUUCCCGAUGAGGAUCUCUCAAGCUCUCAUAUCAGGUCAGGCUAUGGGAGGAACACUAAGUGCUGUUGCAUCAAUAGCAGACAUUGCACUGGCAAAGGACGUGACCGAAAGCGCCCUGGCGUAUUUCCUGACCGCAGACAUCUUCAUCCUGCUAUGCAUCUUUGCAUACCUCUUCCUCCCCAAGCUGGCCUUCUCAAGAUACUACAUGAUGGCUGCCUCGAUCACCAUUCCAGGAGAGAGCAGCACGGGAGGAGAAGCAGCACCCUCCCAAACACCUCCAUUGAAGCCCAUUCUCCAGAAGACGUGGGUUCUGGGGAUGAGUGUCUUUUACGUGUUCUGUGUGACCAUCAUGGUGUUCCCUGCGGUGUUGUCCGGCAUCCAGUCCGUCGACAAAGACAGCGGCAGCCCCUGGACCAACACCUACUUUGUUCCCCUUGCCGGCUUCCUCCUGUAUAACGUUGCAGACUUCUGCGGCAGGCAGUCCACCGCCUGGCUGCAGGUACCGGGCCCCACCAGCCGACUUCUUCCCGUGCUGGUUGUGUGCCGUUCCGUCUUGGUACCUCUCAUCAUCUUCUGCAACUACCAGCCCAGGGACCACCUCCACGUUGUGCUCUUCACUCACGAUGUGUAUCCCAUUGUCUUCAACUCCCUGUUAGGCUUCUCCAACGGCUACCUGGGGACUCUGCCGAUGAUCUACGGGCCCAAGGUUGUGCCCCGGGAGCUGGCAGAGGCCACCGGAGUGGUCAUGUCCUUCUUCCUUGCUUUGGGACUCACCACCGGAUCUGCUCUUUCCCUCGUUCUUGUGCAUAUUAUCUGAUUAUGUACAUUAUGCAUCGUUAAAGCUCUGAAGGAGCAUUGCAAUAUACACUCGCUCACAAAAGUGAACAUCGUAGGACCAGGCCCUGCCAUAAAUAAUGAAAAUGCAUGAGUAAUUGAUACCAGCCCAAGAAAGAGUUACAGUUACCUAUAGAUGUCAAAAGAUAGCAGCAAAGCACCAAGUGAAGAGCUUUUAGCUUCCGUUCAGUGGCACCAAAAUGCCAGAAGAUGGUGGCAACGCAAUUUAUAUUGCUUUGGCGUGAGAACAAAAACAGUAAAUAGAUCAGCAAAUAUCUCAGGAUAGCUGAACAACAACAAAAAAAAAAAAAAUCUGUGAAUGCCAACACACAAAUAAUUUAUUGUCCACCACUGACAUUUUUGCUAUAUCUUUUUUAAAGGGACGACAUUGAAGAAAUGAAGCUAUCUUUAGUAUUGUGGUUGGAAUUUACAUUAGUGUACGACUGUACCAUGUCAUGCUGAGAGUUGCUCCUUGCAUGUUUCACUCUUUGAUGCAACUAGUGGAGGUAACCUAAUUAGCAGACACGGCCCUCGUUAUGAUGCAAUACUGCACAGUUGUACACAAGCGCAAGCCAAAGCCACAAUAAUACAAAACAUGGUAAAAUGAAUGUGUAUCUUAAAGUCUCAGUUGAAAAACAACAGUACAGUAUUUGAUCACGUUCUCAUUUUGGACGUCAAACCGUGCUGUUAGCUGCAGUUAUAAUGUUGUGGCUGGCUGUUUACAUGUUGAAAUGAAUACAACGUGACCGCACAUAAAAUCAUGUUGUUAAAAGUGUCUUUAAUUAACUUUAAGGAAAAAUAUGGUAUGAGUCCAACAUGGCCGCAUACUGUAACAAAUGAUCUUUUUUUUUUGUUGUUUUAUUGUUUGGUCUUUCCCCUAUUCAGGGAUUGUGCGACGGUGGCUUGGUGGAGUAUAGCCCGGUCCGAAAUCUGUGUAGCCUCAGCUAAAUCCCUCCAGCAUUUAUUUGAUCUUCCAAAAUAUGUGUACUGUAUACAUUAUUUUUGUAGCCCUCAAUAGGGUCCUUUUAGCCCCAGGAGAAAAAAAAAUCCUGGAGCCACCCUUGCCCUUAAGAGACAAAUUCUGGUUUUCUGUCAUCCAGCCCUCCAUUUUUUGCAGCCCUUAUUCUCACAUGGUUUAUGGGUGUGCUGGAGCCGGUCCAAGUUGUCUUCGGGUGAGAGGUGGUGUACACCCUGAACUGGUUGCGAGCCAUUGGCAGGAUUUUCAGUCAUUUUACCACUGCGCUACACUUGCAGAUGCGUAUAUGUACAGGUGGAGCUCAAGAAAUUAGAAUAUCUUGAAAACCAUUUGUGAGUGCAACCAAAAAGUGGAACUGAUUAAAAAAAUGAAUAGUACAUAAGAAACAAUCAACAAGAACUUGAAUGAAUUGGUCCAAUGUUUCAUUUUUUUAGUUGAACUAGUGAAAUGAACAUUUACAAUUUUCUAAUUGAGAUAAACCUGUCAAAUCUC
Molecule: messenger RNA, 3231 nt
Organism: Hippocampus comes (tiger tail seahorse)
Lineage: Eukaryota; Metazoa; Chordata; Actinopteri; Syngnathiformes; Syngnathidae
Gene: slc29a3
Product: solute carrier family 29 member 3
Exons: 7
Coding region: 370-1746 (458 amino acids)
Biological process (GO): nucleoside transmembrane transport
Cellular component (GO): Golgi apparatus; plasma membrane
Molecular function (GO): nucleoside transmembrane transporter activity
Source: RefSeq, a predicted model, not a curated record